UCCUCUGAAACCGCGGACGAACAAGCCCCACUCCCAGGAAUCGGUCCCCGCCGGAGCAUGCUACUCUUGCCAGCGUGUGUUCACACUGGGGAUUUCAGGCGCCUGUGCUUAGAAAGCGUGAUGAAGUAUUUAGCAAAAUGGAAAAGCAAAACAGCUUUGAGAAAUUCAAGAAAAUGGUUCCCCCGAAAAACUAUUCCAAAGCAAACGGUCCCUGUCAGCCAUAGCCAAAAACUCCGUCCCCUUCCUCACCCGAAAACAUGCCGCCGCUCGGCGCCGUCGCGCCCGCCCCGGCAGCCACCCGCUUCCUCCUCCAUCUCCCCCUUCGCACGCUCCGCCGCCUCCCCGCCUCAUGCGCCGCCGCCUCCCAUUCCUCCCACGCGCACGACGCUCUCCUCCUCCGCCGGGCCGCCGAGGUGGCCGACUGCUCCGCAGGGCUCACCUCCCCGCAUCCCAACUUGGGGUGCGUCAUCGCGCGGCCCCAGCUCGAGACCGACAGCGUCGAGGCCUGGGUGGUUGGCGAGGGCUUCCUCUACGCGCAGGGCACGCCCUGCGCCGAGCUCCUCGCCGCUCGGGAGGCCGGUGAGCACGCUCGCGGCGCCACGGCCUACCUCAACCUCGAGCCCGGAGACUGCUACGGGGACAGCACCGCCGUCGCAUCCCUCGUCCAGGCAGGAAUCACAAGAGUUGUGGUGGGUCUUAGACACCCCCUGAAGCACUUGAGAGGGAAGGCAAUUCAAGCAUUACGAAGUGAAGGCAUUCAAGUUGAUGUUGUGGGGGAGGAUCUGCAGAGUAAAAUAUUCCAGGAAGCUCUGAAGUCAUGCCUCAUUGUAAAUGCUCCAUUACUUUACAGAGCUGCCUUUCAUGUCCCAUUCUCAGUUCUGAAGUAUGCUAUGACUGCAGAUGGAAAAAUUGCGGCAAGUAGUGGGCAUGCUUCUUGGGUAAGUGGCAAAGCAUCAAGAGGCCGAGUAUUUGAAUUGCGUGGCAGAAGUGAUGCUGUUAUUGUUGGUGGAAAUACAGUGCGCUUGGAUGAUCCUCGGUUAACUGCAAGGCAUGUUAAGGGACAUGUUCCAGUGCGCAUUGUGAUGUCACAGUCUCUUAACCUUCCUGAAGAAGCAAAUUUAUGGAAUGUUAACGAUGCAUAUACAAUUGUUGCAACUCAACGAGGUGCUCGUAGAGAUUUUCAAAAGAAGCUGGCUAUGAAGGGUGUUGAAGUAGUGGAGUUUGACAUGCUAAAUCCUAGAGAUGUUAUGUCAUAUUGCUAUGAUCGUGGUUACCUUUCCGUAUUGUGGGAGUGCGGUGGGACCCUAUCAGCUUCUGCUAUAUCUGCUAGUGUUAUUCAUAAGGUCUAUGCAUUCUGGGCUCCAAAAAUAAUUGGGGGAGUAAAUGCCCCAACACCAGUUGGUGAACUAGGGAUGAACCAAAUGACUCAAGCGAUUGAUUUAAUUGAUGUCUCUUAUGAGCAGAUUGACCGAGACAUGCUCAUGAGUGGAUACAUCCAACCCAUUCCUGAUCUUUCACCUGUUAUACCAUCUGUGGAUGAAAUAUCUUCCGUUGAUCCAGAAGUAUCUCCAUAUGAAACAAAUAUCGUUUCCUUUUACAAGACUUGGGAUGUUUUUGGGGCUUUCUCAAACUUUUCACCUCAUCCAAUUCGCAUGCCCGAUGAAAAUGGAGAUUAUGUAACAUGGCCAACAGUGGAACACUAUUACCAGGCCCAUAAGUUUGUCGGUGUUGACAAAUCUGAAGCAAGAGACCUUGUCCAAGAAAUAAAGCAAGCAAAGAGUCCUGAAGAGGCUGCUAGAAUAGGAAGGACUCGGCAAAGAGAAUUCCCAGAAUUGGUACGGACAGAUUGGGAGUCUUCGAAGAUUGAUGUGAUGUACAGAGCUAUCAAAUGCAAGUUUUCAACUUAUCCCCAUCUGACUAACAUGCUGUUGUCAACGGCUGGCUCCGUUCUUGUUGAGGCAUCACCCCACGAUCUAUUUUGGGGUGGCGGGCGUGAGGGCGAAGGUCUGAAUUACUUGGGCAGAUUGCUGAUGCAGUUGAGAUCAGAGAUUCUGGGAACAGCCGCAAGUGUAGAGGUAAGGGAGCCAGCUUGAUCUGCAGGUGUACCAAGUUUGUUUGGCAGAAGAGCUGCUUGCGAGAUCCGACAUUUAGGUCUGGCAGGUUCUUGACUGUUAUAGUGCCUCUCAGUACAGCGACGGCAAUCAAAUUUUGUUAAAUCAUCUAUGCCUAGUUUUCCUUUCAUUGCUAUUGAAAGCUGAAAUGCUUUCUUGGCGCGAAGAACCUAUUGCAGCCUGUUCUCUUGUGAAACAAUUUCAGGUCUACACCUCAUAAGCCAUAACUGAUUAAUAUAGGGAAGGCAAGGCAAGGCAGAAAGACCAACAGUAUCAUGCAGAGUGAUAUGAUGUGUACUCUGUAACAGUCUUAAAUAAAAUGGAGUUACUUCCCAUA
This is a messenger RNA of Phragmites australis (common reed), 2448 nucleotides long. Its product is annotated as riboflavin biosynthesis protein PYRR, chloroplastic. Gene Ontology annotation, biological process: riboflavin biosynthetic process. The record is from RefSeq and is a predicted model, not a curated record. Gene Ontology annotation, molecular function: 5-amino-6-(5-phosphoribosylamino)uracil reductase activity; diaminohydroxyphosphoribosylaminopyrimidine deaminase activity; NADP binding. NCBI's taxonomy places the organism in Eukaryota, Viridiplantae, Streptophyta, Magnoliopsida, Poales, Poaceae.